GCAGACAGACGAGCGUGUUUGAAACGUUUUGUGGAGGGAUUGCAUGAAGUUACUCUGACCGUACUGUGUUAUUUUUUGUUUUUGUAGCAAUCUUCUCCUCUCCUGCGUGGCAGAGGAGGAACAGCACAUUCGUUACUAGUUCUUGUCCACGUUAAAAUACCCUCUGACCUAACCAAAGGCUACUUUUUGGAUUGUUUGGGCCCGUGUUGAUCACGGAACGAACACAGCGAAGUUAUGGCGGAUGUUACUGCUCGUAGCUUGCAGUAUGAGUACAAAGCGAACUCUAACUUGGUGUUGCAAGCGGACCGCUCGCUUAUCGACCGCACGCGUCGCGAUGAGCCGACCGGAGAGGUGCUGUCUCUGGUGGGGAAGCUGGAGGGGACCAAGAUGGGGGAUAAGGCACAGAGGACCAAACCCCAGAUGCAGGAGGAGAGACGCGCCAAGAGGAGGAAGCGUGAUGAGGAUCGUCAUGACAUCAACAAGAUGAAGGGCUUCACGCUGCUGUCUGAGGGGAUUGACGACAUGGUGGGCAUCGUCUACAAGCCCAAGACCAAGGAGACUCGCGAGACAUAUGAGAUCCUACUCAGCUUCAUACAGGCUGCACUGGGGGAUCAGCCUCGUGAUAUCCUGUGUGGAGCUGCUGACGAGGUCUUGGCGGUAUUGAAGAGUGAUAAGCUGCGCGAUAAGGAGCGUCGUCGGGAGGUGGAGCAGCUUCUGGGGCCGUCUGAUGACACGCGCUACCACGUGCUGGUCAACCUGGGCAAGAAGAUCUCCGACUACGGGGGAGACAAGGAACUACAGAGCAUGGACGACAACAUUGAUGAGACGUAUGGAGUCAACGUGCAGUUUGAAUCGGAUGAGGAGGAGGGGGAUGAGGACCAGUUUGGAGAGGUGCGAGACGAAGGCUCAGACGACGAGAGCGAAGGAGAGGAAGCGGACACCACCGGACAGCUCACCGCUAAUCUGGGUGCCACAGGUGAUAUGAUGUCCGCUAAGAAGAAGGAUCUUCACCCGCGAGACAUCGACGCCUUCUGGCUGCAGAGGCAGCUGAGCCGUUUCUACGACGACGCCAUCGUGUCACAGAAGAAGGCCGACGAGGUCUUGGAGAUUCUCAAGACGGCGAGUGAUGAUCGUGAGUGUGAGAAUCAGCUGGUGCAGCUGCUGGGAUUCAACACCUUCGACUUCAUCAGAGUCCUACGCCAACACAGACGCAUGAUCCUGUACUGUACGAUGUUGGCCGGUGCCCAGAGCGAGGCUGAGAAGGAUCGCAUCAUCAGCAAGAUGGAGGCUGACCAGGAGCUGUCCAGAGUCCUGUACCAGCUACAGGAGACCGAGAAGGAGGACAUCAUACGGGAGGAGAGGUCUCGAAGGGAGCGGGUGAGGAAAUCCAGAGUGGACGAUCUGGAGUCCAUGGACAUCGAUCACGGACAGUCUGCGUCGUCUCGCCAGAUGUUGGACCUGGAGGACCUGACGUUCACGCAGGGCAGCCACUUCAUGGCCAACAAGAGAUGCCAGCUGCCCGACGGAUCCUUCCGGAAGCAGAGGAAGGGCUAUGAGGAGGUGCACGUCCCCGCACUCAAACCAAAACCCUUCGCCGACGACGAGACCCUGGUGAGCGUUGAGAAGAUCCCCAAGUAUGCACAGGCCGCCUUCGAGGGCUUCAAGAGCCUGAACCGCAUCCAGAGCAAACUCUUCAAGAGCGCCAUGGAGACCGACGAGAACCUGCUAGUCUGCGCUCCCACCGGUGCGGGUAAGACCAACGUGGCGUUGAUGGCGAUGAUUCGUGAGAUCGGGAAGCACAUCAACAUGGACGGCACCAUCAUGACGGAGCAGUUCAAGAUCAUCUACAUCGCGCCCAUGAGGUCACUGGUACAGGAGAUGGUGGGCAGCUUUGGAAAGCGCCUGGCGAGCUAUGGCAUCGUGGUGUCUGAGUUGACGGGGGACCAUCAGCUGUGUAAAGAGGAGAUCAACGCCACUCAGAUCAUCGUCUGCACGCCCGAGAAAUGGGACAUCAUCACGCGCAAGGGGGGCGAGCGCACAUACACACAGCUCGUCAGGCUCAUCAUUAUUGAUGAGAUCCACUUGCUGCAUGAUGACCGUGGUCCGGUUCUGGAGUCUCUGAUCGCGCGUACGAUCCGCAACGUGGAGCUGACCCAGGAGGACGUGCGGCUGAUCGGACUCAGCGCCACGCUGCCCAACUACGAAGACGUGGCCACAUGCCUACGGGUCGACCCCGCCAAGGGGCUCUUCUACUUUGACAACAGCUUCCGUCCCGUGCCGCUGGAGCAGACGUACGUGGGCAUCACAGAGAAGAAAGCCAUCAAGAGAUUCCAGAUCAUGAACGAAAUCGUCUACGAGAAGAUCAUGGAACACGCCGGAAAGAACCAGGUGUUGGUGUUUGUCCACUCGCGUAAGGAGACGGGUAAGACGGCUCGUGCCAUCAGGGACAUGUGUCUGGAGAAGGACACGCUGGGCCUGUUCCUCCGGGAGGGGUCCGCUUCCACUGAGGUGCUCAGGACCGAGGCAGAACAGUGCAAGAACCUGGAGCUUAAGGACCUUCUCCCGUACGGUUUUGCCAUCCACCACGCCGGCAUGACCAGAGUCGACAGAACACUCGUGGAAGACCUGUUCGCCGACCGACACAUCCAGGUGCUGGUGUCCACCGCUACCUUGGCGUGGGGUGUGAACUUGCCGGCCCACACCGUCAUCAUCAAGGGGACGCAGGUUUACAGCCCAGAGAAGGGGCGCUGGACAGAACUGGGGGCCCUCGACAUCCUACAGAUGCUGGGUCGUGCUGGUCGUCCCCAGUAUGACACUAAGGGAGAAGGUAUUCUGAUCACGUCCCAUGGAGAGCUGCAAUACUACCUGUCCCUCCUCAACCAACAGCUGCCCAUCGAGAGCCAGAUGGUUGCUAAGCUACCAGACAUGCUCAACGCUGAGGUGGUGCUGGGAAACGUGCAGAACACCAAGGACGCGGUGAACUGGCUGGGCUACACCUACCUGUACGUGCGCAUGCUGCGGAACCCUACGCUCUACGGCGUGUCACAUGACGACCGGGCUACCGACCCGCUAUUGGACCGACGGCGACUGGACCUCAUACACACGGCCGCCACCGUCCUGGAGAAGAACAACCUGGUCAAAUACGACAAGAGAAGCGGAGCCUUCCAGGUGACGGACCUGGGUCGCAUUGCGAGUCACUUCUACAUCACGCAUGACUCCAUCAUGACCUAUAACCAGCUGCUGAAGCCCACGCUCUCCGAGAUCGAGCUCUUCCGGGUCUUCUCUCUCUCCUCGGAGUUCAGGAACAUCACCGUCAGAGAGGAGGAAAAGCUGGAGCUUCAGAAACUGCUGGAGAGGGUUCCGAUCCCUGUCAAGGAGAGCAUCGAGGAACCCAGCGCCAAGAUCAACGUGCUGCUGCAGGCCUACAUCUCUCAGCUGAAGCUGGAAGGAUUCGCCCUGAUGGCAGACAUGGUCUACAUCACACAGAGCGCGGGGCGUUUGAUGAGGGCCAUCUUUGAGAUCGUGCUGGGUCGCGGCUGGGCUCAGCUGACUGACAAGACCAUGAACCUCUGCAAGAUGAUCGACAAGAGGAUGUGGCUGUCCAUGUCUCCGCUGCGUCAGUUCCGGAAGCUUCCUGAGGAGGUCAUCAAGAAGAUCGAGAAGAAGAACUUCCCCUUCGAGAGGCUCUACGACCUGAACCACAACGAGAUCGGUGAGCUGAUCCGUAUGCCUAAGAUGGGGAAGACCAUCCACAAGUAUCUGCACCAGUUCCCUAAGCUGGACCUGGCCGUCCACAUCCAGCCAAUCACACGCUCCACACUCAAGGUGGAACUCACCAUCACACCCGACUUCCAGUGGGACGAGAAGGUGCAUGGCUCGUCGGAGGCCUUCUGGAUCCUGGUGGAGGAUGUGGACAGCGAGGUGGUGCUGCAUCACGAGUACUUCCUGCUCAAGGCCAAGUACGCGCAGGACGAACACCUCGUCACCUUCUUCGUGCCCGUCUUCGAACCCCUGCCACCGCAGUACUUCAUACGAGUCGUGUCUGACCGCUGGCUCUCGUGUGAGACUCAGCUCCCGGUGUCGUUCCGCCACCUCCUGCUGCCAGAGAAGUACCCGCCCCCCACCGAGCUGCUGGACCUCCAGCCCCUCCCCGUCUCCGCCCUGCGGAACGCCGCCUUUGAGAGCCUGUACAGCCACAAGUUCCCCUUCUUCAACCCCAUACAGACACAAGUGUUCAACGCGGUGUACAACAGUGAUGACAAUGUGUUUGUUGGCGCCCCCACGGGUAGUGGCAAGACCAUCUGUGCCGAGUUCGCCAUCUUGAGGAUGCUGCUGCACAACGCAGAGGGCAGAUGUGUUUACAUCACACCCAUGGAGGCCCUCGCAGAACAGGUGUUUGCUGAUUGGCAGGCCAAGUUCUCUGAGCCGCUGAGUAAGAAAGUGGUGAUCCUGACUGGAGAGACCAGCACAGACCUCAAGCUGCUGGGGAAAGGUGACAUCAUCGUGUCGACUCCUGACAAGUGGGACAUCCUGUCACGCCGCUGGAAGCAGAGGAAGAACGUUCAGAACGUCAGCCUGUUUAUCGUGGACGAGACACACCUCAUAGGAGGAGAGAACGGGCCGGUGCUGGAGGUCAUCUGCUCCAGGAUGCGUUACAUCUCGUCCCAGAUCGAGCGCCCGAUCCGCAUGGUGGCCCUCAGCUCCUCAUUGGCCAACGCCAAGGACGUCGCCCAUUGGCUGGGAUGCAGCGCCACGGCAACCUUCAACUUCCACCCCAACGUGCGCCCGGUACCCCUGGAGCUGCACAUCCAGGGCUUCAAUGUGAGCCACACCCAGACGCGUCUGCUGUCGAUGGCCAAGCCGGUGUACCACGCCAUCAUGAAGCACUCGCCCAGCAAGCCGGCCGUGGUCUUCGUGCCCUCGCGACGCCAGACCAGGCUCACCGCCAUCGACAUACUCACCUUCUGCGCUGCCGACGUGGUGCCUCAGAGGUUCCUGCACUGUACGGAGAAGGACUUGGCUCCGUUUCUGGAGAAGUUGAGUGACGUGACGCUGAAGGAGACUCUGGCCAACGGGGUGGGCUACCUACACGAGGGGCUCUCGGCAGGGGAACGACGCAUAGUGGAACAGCUCUUUAACUCAGGCGCGGUGCAGGUGGUGGUGGUGUCUCGCUCCCUCUGCUGGGGGACCAGCAUCUCAGCUCACUUGGUGGUCGUCAUGGAUACCCAGUACUACAACGGCAAGAUCCACUCCUAUGUGGACUACCCCAUCUAUGACGUGCUGCAGAUGGUGGGCAAGGCCAAUCGCCCCCUGCUGGACGAUGAAGGACGCUGCGUCAUCAUGUGCCAGGGAUCCAAGAAGGAUUUCUUCAAGAAGUUCCUGUAUGAGCCGUUGCCAGUGGAGUCCCAUCUUGACCACUGUCUCCAUGACCACUUCAACGCCGAGAUCGUCACCAAGACAGUGGAGAACAAACAGGACGCUGUGGACUACCUGACCUGGACAUUCCUCUACCGACGCAUGACGCAGAACCCCAACUACUACAACCUGCAGGGUAUGUCCCAUCGCCACUUGUCUGACCACCUGUCUGAGUUGGUUGAGAACACUCUUCAGGAUCUGGAGCAGAGCAAAUGCAUCAGCAUCGAGGACGAGAUGGACGUGGCGCCUCUUAACCUGGGCAUGAUCGCAGCAUACUACUACAUCAACUACACCACCAUAGAGUUGUUCAGCAUGUCUCUGAAUGCCAAGACGAAGAUCCGCGGCCUGAUCGAGAUCAUCUCCAACGCAGCGGAAUACAAGAACAUUCCCAUCAGACACCACGAGGACGCCCUGCUCAGACAGCUUGCCCAGAAGGUGCCUCACAAGCUGACGAACCCGAAGUUUAACGACCCGCACGUGAAGACCAACCUGCUGCUGCAAGCCCACCUGUCUCGCAUGCAGCUGAGCGCAGAGCUGCAGUCCGACACCGAGGACAUACUCAGCAAGGCGGUGCGCUUGGUCCAGGCGUGUGUGGACGUGUUGUCCAGUAAUGGCUGGUUGAGCCCGGCGCUGGCUGCUAUGGAGCUGGCCCAGAUGGCUACGCAGGCCAUGUGCUCCAAAGACUCCUACCUCAAGCAGCUGCCUCACUUCACUGCAGAACACAUCAAGAGGUGCUCAGAGAAGGGUGUGGAGAGCAUCUUUGACAUCAUGGAGUUGGAGGAUGAGGAGAGGAACGCGCUGCUGCAGCUGAGCGAAGGAGAAAUGGCCGACGUGGCGCGAUUCUGUAAUCGCUACCCCAACAUCGAACUCUCCUACGAACUGGCAGACAAGGACUCCAUCAAGAGUGGUGGUCCUGUGCUGGUGUUGGUUCAGUUGGAGAGAGAGGAGGAGGUCACCGGCCCGGUUAUCGCUCCAUUCUUCCCCCAGAAACGUGAGGAGGGCUGGUGGGUGGUGAUUGGAGAUCCCAAAUCCAACAGUCUCAUCUCCAUCAAGAGACUCACACUGCAGCAGAAGGCCAAGGUGAAGCUGGAUUUCGUGGCUCCAGUUCAGGGUGUGCACCACUACACUCUCUACUUCAUGAGCGACGCCUACAUGGGCUGCGAUCAGGAGUACAAGUUCAACGUGGACGUCAAGGAGGCCGACAGCGAAGGAGACAGCGACUCAGACUAGACACACACACACACACACACACACACACACACACACACACACACACACACACAGCAUAGUGUAGUGUAGACGUCAAGGAGGCCGACAGCGAAGGAGACAGCGACUCAGACUAGACACACACACACACACACACACACACACACACACACAGCGAAGAUGUGAUGUGUCUCCUCUCCCCAAUGUGUGUGUGUGCUUCCUAAAGUACUGGAUCCCUGGUGCUAGAUCCCUAGUUUCUUGAGUGUCUGUCUCUGCUCUCUUCUCUCCUGUUGUAACACUUUGGAGUUCAUUAUAAUUACUUUGACAUUUUUUAGUUAAAAACCCCAAACCUACGACUUCUUUUUUAUUAAUCUUAUACUGUGUCAACAUGAAGACAAAUUAAAUACAAUUUGACGUUAGAAAUGGUUGUGAUCAUGUGUGAUUCUAGUGAAAACACACACACACGGUGGCAUAAAUGUAAUUCUUAUUUGAGACGUCAGUUUUACCUUUUCCUGUCGAUACUACUUGUUUUUGACAUGUACUGUCAACAGGAAGCCAGUCAAAAUAAAUGAAAAUGAUUUUGGGAA
Molecule: messenger RNA, 7208 nt
Organism: Engraulis encrasicolus (European anchovy)
Lineage: Eukaryota; Metazoa; Chordata; Actinopteri; Clupeiformes; Engraulidae
Gene: snrnp200
Product: small nuclear ribonucleoprotein 200 (U5)
Exons: 47
Coding region: 235-6645 (2136 amino acids)
Molecular function (GO): ATP binding; nucleic acid binding
Source: RefSeq, a predicted model, not a curated record